AUGACAGAAGAUGUGAAUGCACAAUUGGUGUUUGAAUUUGUUAUUGUUGUUGAAGGUGAAAAGGGGCUAUAUCAUGAAAUAACUUGUGGACAUGCAAACUUUUCAAUAAUGAACGGUGAUUAUCAAAACCAAAAGAAUUAUGAGUUGUAUUUAAUGGGAGGGUCAUUAACUCAGCCAGUUGAUAUUCCUCAGGAAGAUAUCAUAUUUAACAGACAAAAUGUUGUUGGUAAGCUUGGAAUGCUAUUCAAAGGAGUACCAAAGCCUCACUUAUCCCUUAGAAUUUCUCUUGUUACUUCACCAAAAGGUCAACAAAAAUUCUGCCAUUGUCCUCCAAAUGUCAUUAUGGAGCUUGAUGGAUGUGAAAUUGUAACAACUUAUAGAAAAAUGCUUGCAAAGAAGCUAUUCCCAACAAGAGUUUUGGAUGACAGAAUGAUUGAGAGCAAUUGUUGUGAAUUGAGAUGGUUUCCACAUAUCAUGGAUGACCAUGAGUUGUGGCUGUUAUUCCUAGAAAAAUGGAAAGUAUUACUGACAGCUUCCAGAAAAACCAAAGAUAAGAAACCUCAUGAAAGAUUGCUUUCUAAACUUGUAAAGGAUGUAUACAGUGUAAAGUUUUGUACUAAUAUUCCAAGACAAGUUGGAAGGCAAUCAAUUCUCAGUCUAUUCUAUGACAAUCCAAAGGAAAUCUUAAACUCAAACGGACUUAUUUUCAAACCAUUUGAUGCCUCAGAAACUAUUUUAAAACCAAUCUUUAAUAAAUAA
Messenger RNA from Naegleria gruberi, 759 nucleotides. RefSeq lists its product as uncharacterized. Lineage: Eukaryota; Heterolobosea; Eutetramitea; Acrasida; Naegleriidae. The record is from RefSeq and is a predicted model, not a curated record. The transcript has a single exon. Bases 1 to 759 code for a protein of 252 amino acids.